AAGUCCGUUUUUUAAGUGCCAUGAACCCAAAAGAAGAGAAAAAGUUGGGAGCUAGUCGGGGUUAGUUUGAAUACCAUACAAGGAGCAAACGUGUGUCCCCUUCCAUCCGAAUCCGCUGGCAGCCGACGACGACGAACAAACAAAAUAAGACAAUGAGUAUAUACUGUGUAACGCUGAACGGCCCAGCACCUUGGGGAUUUCGGCUCCAGGGAGGAAAGGACUUCAAUAUGCCACUCACGGUGUCCCGGCUCACCCCGGGGGGGAAGGCAGUCCAGGCGGGCGUGGGAGUUGGGGACUACGUGGUGUCUAUCGGGGACGCCAAUGCUGAGGAGAUGACUCAUGUGGAGGCACAGAACAAGAUCAGAGCAGCGACGGAUGCUCUAGCUCUGUCCCUCAGCAGAUCUUUCGCUUCAGGAACAGAACAGAAGGCCGCACCUCCUUCCGCCUCCAAUCAGCCAAAGUACUCCUUUGCACCCAGCACAGCCCUAAACAAGAUGGCUCGGCCAUUUGGUGUUGGGGGCGGCAACACCAGCACACAAGCGGUGGUCAAACCCAUUGCUUGCGCCCCAAAGUUUGACCUGGGCUCCAGGGCCUCGGUCAGGGUGCUUCAGCCACAUAACGGGGCUGGAAACAUUUGUCUGGAUGUCCUUGACAAGGGGGACGCUUACAUUGAGAUGCUCCCUGAGACCAAUUCCAGGCACGGUCUCCGGGCAGAGGGCGCGCCUUGCUUCAUCCCCAAUGACCGUGGCAAGAAACGUCUGAUCGAAGACACGCAGGACUGGCAGCCUCGCACGGGCACCACCCAGUCGCGCUCCUUCCGCAUCUUGGCCCAGCUCACAGGCACUGACUUCAUGCAGGACCCAGAUGAUGAGAACCUGAAGAAGUCCAGUCAAACCCCAGAGUCUAAACCUGUGGCACCCUCAGCAGACAAACCCAAUGAAACUAAAUCGGCUCCUAAGGCCCCAGCCCCUUCUACAGGCCCGUCCUGCCGCCCGCCCUGGGUUACAGACCCCAAUUUCGCCAGCCGUUACCAUCCAGAUAAGACCAGUACGGUGCUGACCCAACAUAGCAAGCCGGCCCAGCCAACGCCCAUGCAGAACCGCAACUCCAUCCUACAGGCCGCCCAGCAGGCUCCGUCUGACAGUGGGAGAACCCCACUGUGUGCUGCCUGCAACAAGAUCAUCAGGGGACGCUAUCUCGUUGCCCUGGGGCGCUCCUGGCACCCAGAGGAGUUCACCUGCUCCCAGUGUAAGGUGAUUCUGGAGGAGGGAGGCUUCUUUGAGGAGAGGGGCUCCAUCUUCUGUACCAAGUGCUAUGACAACCGUUAUGCACCUAACUGUGCCAAGUGCAAGAAGAUCAUCACUGGGGAGAUCAUGCACGCCCUGAAGAUGACCUACCAUGUUCAGUGUUUUAUGUGUGCUGCCUGCAAAACCCCCAUUAGGAACCAGGCCUUUUACAUGGAGGAGGGAGAGCCUUACUGUGAAAGAGACUACGAGAAGAUGUUUGGUACUAAGUGCCAUGGCUGUGACUUCAAGAUUGAUACUGGUGACCGGUUCCUAGAAGCACUUGGCUACAGCUGGCAUGACACUUGCUUUGUCUGCGCUAUUUGCCAGAUGAACUUGGAAGGGAAGACGUUUUACUCCAAGAAAGACAAGCCCCUAUGUAAAGGUCAUGCAUUCUCUCCCGUGUGAGACUGUGCAUACGAAGUAGUCAUAGGGAACAAUAGGAAUUAACAGGUUGCUGUCCUGUUCAUCCACCCAGUAUAUCAUUGCUUCUAAGCACCUCACUCCCACCUUUUUUUUUGACACAUGCCACCAGUAUUUGUGGAGCAAAGACAGGAACUAUCCCACUUAUUGCCAGUUUUCCUUUACUAACCAACGUUAUUGUCGUAAUCUCUUGUACUUUCUAACUUAAGACUUUGACAAUCAGGAGUGUAACAGUAAUUGUUGGCAUGGAUACUCCAUCCACUUGGCAACAUGCCCAAUUUGGAAUGUAUGAAGUCUUCACAAGCCUUCACAGUGCUUGUCGGUAGUUGGCAGGCAUGUAGUCAAAUUCACACUAUGAUUUCCUGCAAUGAGCAAAGCAUUCAUUCCAAUUCAAACUGAUACUUAUUGUUUUUUUGUUAUUUUACUGUGUGACAUCUGUACUUGCACAGUGUGUUUUCAAAAGUAGUUUGUUGUGGCGUUUUCAUUUAGGAAUGUUUGCAUGACAGCUGUCACCCUUUCUCUCUCGAGCUUUCUAGUGUAGCUGAAAUAGACUUUCUGCACUUUUCCAGAAAUACCAUUGCACUGUAUAUAGAAUCACAUUUUGGAUGCCUAAAGUGUUUUAAUUAUUAUCACACGUUUUUUAUGCAUUGCUAACACUAUUUUGUGUGCCAAACACCUUUACCAAUGUAGUUUUGGUAAAUCCAAAGAUCAUCCAAAGAUACUAGGAAACCAAGCACAUUAGCAUUGUAUGUUUUACAUCGAACCAAUGCACGAAUGUGAACUCAUCUUAGAUGCUGAAUAUUUAACAAGUAUCAUGCUAACCAGGGGGACAAGUGAAAAUUGGGUAAGCACUGGUGUAUGUGAAAUGGAUUUCAAGGGUCCCUUGAUUCCUUAAGUUAAUGAAGAACUUGAUAUCUUGAGAUGAUGGCUGUGUUUUAAUGUCACAUUAGAUUUCCUAGAAAGCACUACCAUAUUUGUAAUGUUCGUGAUCGGUUAUCUGUAGCCCACCCAGAUUAUGUGUAUUUUGUAAUAGCUACUGCUAAAUACAUUUGUUUUUGCUUAACAAAUUAAACGUUUUGGCUUAAAUUUGAUAUAGUUGCUGUACAGCAGCUGCUCCUCACCCAUGAUGCAGAAAUGCAGCUCGGCUUAUGAACUUGCCUACGCCUCUAUCUGUGCCUUAUGCCAGCCGUCUUGCGUCUUUCCUGGGGUGCUAGUCUACCAUUAUACGCAGGGGAGUGAUUCCAUCUCGUGCCAUCAAAUGAGGAGAUAACUCUGAAUGUUCAGCAUGUCUCCUCGGUGAUAUAAGCCUCACACCGCGGUUCUACUGACAGUCCUCAGACACUGACUUGCAGUAAAAUGUAUCGAGCAGUGGUCCGCUGUGCCCAGAUUAAUCUGGGAUUAUUUUUAAAUGUACUUUUAAGUGACUAAAAAUACGAAUGAGCGGUAACCUUAACAGCCAUUUUGCUGAUGGAUUUCCACACCCCCCCCCCCCCUGCAUGCUUUAUGAAAUGUAACUUGACAAAUUGCAGUGUCUUUUUUCAAGAAAUAAUGGCGAUGGUCUUGCUCAGAGAAUUUGAUGGAUGAUUUUGUUUUGGUGUCAUAAAGCCAGAAUAUUUAAAAAUAAGUAAAUAAGAAUCAGGAUCUACAGACACUACAUAUUUGCUGAGAUGUAACACAUGUACCUAUGUGCUUUGUUUCAUGUCACUCCAAACUUUUUAUUUUUACCUGAAAUGUGCAUCCAUUGUCUCUCACAGCCGUUAAGCCCCUUGUCCCUUCUGUCAUAGAUUUGGUCUUGUUUACUUUAUGUAUGUAUCUGUCCAGUAAUAAGUGCCUUUUGUAUACUUUACUAUUAUAUAGCUAGAUACGGAACUACUGUAUUCAUGUGUUGCUGGUUUAAAAUGUCUUAGCAAAGGAAUAUCGGAAUCAUUUGUUAUAGAGGAGAUCAUUUGUCAUAUCAUUUGGGAAAUAAACUAAUUUGCAGUUCUGAACAA
Messenger RNA from Brienomyrus brachyistius, 3697 nucleotides. RefSeq names its product PDZ and LIM domain 7 (gene pdlim7). Gene Ontology annotation, cellular component: filamentous actin; stress fiber; Z disc. Lineage: Eukaryota; Metazoa; Chordata; Actinopteri; Osteoglossiformes; Mormyridae. Gene Ontology annotation, biological process: heart development; actin cytoskeleton organization; muscle structure development. The record is from RefSeq and is a predicted model, not a curated record. The coding region runs from base 153 to 1691 and encodes 512 amino acids. Gene Ontology annotation, molecular function: actin binding; muscle alpha-actinin binding. The transcript is spliced from 17 exons.